AGGCACCCUGUCGUAUGUGGUAUCUCCACACUGGAUAUUGAUCACACUUCUAUACUGGGAUCUACUUUACCUUCUAUUGCAUGGCAUAAAGCCGGUAUUCUGAAGAACGGUUCGCCAGCAAUCACGAGUUCUGCUCCUCCUGAUGGCUUAUGCUGUGAUGGCGAAGCGUGCCGAAGAGCGUUGAUCUCAGGACUGCUCCACCCUAUGAGUCUUACUCUUUUGCAACGGGUACCUGUAUCAGCUGGCAUUGAUGGUGAACAUCAAAAGAUCAACAUUUCGUUGGCGCUGCAGUUGUCAAGAACAUGGCUCAAGCGGAUGGGGCAUGAAGCGGACGUUUUCCCGGAUGCUAGUGAGAAUGAGUGGCAACUUGGCGAUCCCUUUAAUGUUCCCCAAAUGGUAGUUGAAGCGAUAGAGUCAUGUCAGUGGCGAGGUAGAAGUCAGAUUGUCGACACUGAUCGAGUACGAUAUUAUUUGGAUGGUGCGCAUACUCCGAAAAGUAUGGAGAUGUGUUCAUUGUGGUUUGGGAAAGUGGUCACCAAAGCACCAAAAAGGAAACGAGUUCUAGUUUUUCAAUGUACUGCUGAUCGUAAACCAUCCACCCUGCUCCCAUAUCUUGCUGAGCAUUCCUUUGACUUUGCGUUGUUCUGCCCAACAGCGUUGAAAGUGUCACCUGAUUUGAAGUCUGACCUGACUAACAUCAAUCAAGCACCAAAAGACCAAAUGAUUCGCAGUCAACAAUGCGCUGCCGUUUGGAAGGAAAUCGGAACAGGGGAGGUUUCGGUCUUUGAUUGCAUAACUGCCACUAUUGAGUACAUUGAACGUUUAUCCGAAACGGCAACACUGGAUGUGUUGGUUACAGGAAGCCUUCAUUUAGUUGGUGGAGUUUUAUCCCUUAUAGAGCCGUCAGUGGACUAG
This is a messenger RNA of Cooperia oncophora, 915 nucleotides long. The record is from the annotation of a GenBank genome assembly. Lineage: Eukaryota; Metazoa; Nematoda; Chromadorea; Rhabditida; Trichostrongylidae.